AUGGGCGAAGAUGAAUCCGGUGAAGCGGACAUCAGUCAAGGUAGCGCAAAUUCAGCCGAAAACAGAAAGAAACGUAGAAGGACGGAUAAAAGGGAAGCCAACAUUCUUGCUUCCGUUUUCGAACAAAGCGCUUUUCCUGAUGUUGUAACGAGAGAAGCGUUAGCAAAUUCUUUGGGAAUGAGCACUCGUGCUGUUUCAAUCUGGUUUCAAAAUCGCAGACAAGCAAUGAAG
Molecule: messenger RNA, 231 nt
Organism: Meira miltonrushii
Lineage: Eukaryota; Fungi; Basidiomycota; Exobasidiomycetes; Exobasidiales; Brachybasidiaceae
Exons: 1
Biological process (GO): regulation of transcription by RNA polymerase II; cell differentiation
Molecular function (GO): RNA polymerase II cis-regulatory region sequence-specific DNA binding; DNA-binding transcription factor activity, RNA polymerase II-specific
Source: RefSeq, a predicted model, not a curated record